Molecule: messenger RNA, 2724 nt
Organism: Histoplasma capsulatum G186AR
Lineage: Eukaryota; Fungi; Ascomycota; Eurotiomycetes; Onygenales; Ajellomycetaceae
Exons: 2
Coding region: 1-2724 (907 amino acids)
Source: RefSeq, a predicted model, not a curated record
AUGCCUCCUGUUUUUUCCCCAGACCUAUCCAGCUCUAUUGCUUCCACAAAGCCAACUCUUCUUAAUCGUCGCGAAGAUAGCAUUCGAAGGAAGAACCAGCGAUCCUCCUCGUGGUCCGCUUGGGUCCCUCCCCCGCUACUUAGACAACUUAAUGACAAAACUUCUCCAAUCAGAUCCAGCAGUCUGGGACGACAAGUCAGCCCAAAUAUUACCCCAAUAUCCGAGUGGAAGGAAAUCAAAAAGAGAAAGGGAAGUUUUCGACAAUGGGGCAAACGAAAGGACAAAAAGUCAGUCACUUUUGAUGAGGAUGUAGGGGCAAGCCUUCAUGAUUUUGAGAGCGCAUCAGGAACGGUUCGAAGGCAGAAGUUGUGUGGAGUAGAUUCGGUAUCUAGUCUCUUUUCCAGAACAAUACCGGUUGAAGCACAAAACAGUGUGCUGGAUCCAGUCAGCAGGGUCGAUUUCGCCAACCACUCUGCUACCGUCCCAGGAAGCUGGGUCGAGAGACACACACCUGGUCAAGAAGGGACGUAUGGUGAAUACUGGUCAAGUCUGCGACGCAAAAUCGAAGAGACUGCGAAACUGCGCGAGGAACAGCGCCAAAACCAAGUCACCAAAAGUGGCAGGGAACAACAAGGCAAUCGCAAGCAUCAGCGUACAGUGAGUCGCGAUGACCAGUUGAUUGCCCGUGGCGCCAAUCCUAGAACCGGCGUCGUAAGUCCCAGCGUCAUGAGUGGUGGGAGCAGUUGCAGUGCCCACGAUUCGCAGGAGGGGAAUGCCGCUCUCCAGAAGUGGCAUCUGAAGGGCAACGAGUGGAUAAGCUUGGACCAUGACGAAAAGCCCCCAGGAAAUGAAAUUUCACAAACCGAAAUUCCUAGUUUGCAGAGAAGCAUUGCCGGCCCUGUUGGGUUGAGCACUUCUGCUCACCCGGCAGAAGGUGCUCCAAAUUUGACUAAGCUAGAAGACAAGUUUGUUGUCAACAUGCCCUCCGCAAGGGAGCCAUCGCCGCUGCAAAUGACUGCCCAACAAAUUGUGGACUUCCAGAAGACUAUCGAACGUGUUCACCAUGAAGGUGAACAAAUGCUAGAUCCGGACACACUUCCAACACCCCGAUCCAUUACUCCCCCACGACUUAGCACUCCUCCCAGGCGAUUUACCAAAAAUCUCAAGGAGAAAAUCCUGGGACGCAAAAGGGGUGCCAAGUCACCAUCGCCACACUUCUCUGGUGGAGAAUCUCCGAACCGCGGUUGUGUCAAUGGUGAUCCAACUGGUCUAGACAAGCCUGUUCCUGGCAUAAAGGUGAAGCCCUGCAGUGACGAUCCCGGUCACCAGCAGUCAUGUGAGAAUAGAGAGAUGGAUCCGCAGCAGACCAUUUCCUCUCAUCUACAUGCUCAAGAUAUGAACCGAGAGCCUUUUUUAGGCCAAAACGGGGGCCAAGACGCGAAAUGUACCCACGCCUCUUGGCUCCGGACAGCAUUCUGUCCACAUUGCCUUUCGCUUCAGUUGAUGAACGCCCGCAAGUUUCCUGCCAGGGAGCCCAAGGCCCUCCAGGAAGACCCGAUAAGCUCCACAGUAGGCGAGGUAGAAUUGCUAGAGAGAAGCCAACAAUGUUAUUCUCUGACAAUGGCCCAUAUUCUACACGCCGAUCAUGGGCUCGCCAGAAAAAUUUCGAGACCAUCUAUGCAAAGAGAAACAGAAGAUCUCCAGAGGUCGGAAGCGCUGAAUUGCAGUCAACAACACACAUUGACAGAACAGGAAAAUCUGUCCACAAUCACUACCACUAUGACACCCACGUCCAUAAACACUUGUACCACAUCUAUGAGUCUCCCACUCAUAGAUCAGCGCCGAUUAAGCCACAACACCAAGCCCGAUGUCAAGCCCGAUACCAAUACCAGCACCCAUUCAAGCACACUUCCAGAAAAGGCAAGCCUCUGUCAUUCUGGGACAUGUUUCAAUCCUCAGCAGUGCCGUCACUGGUCCGAAACUUCAAGCAAAAACGUCAUCACCCUCGACGGAGGAGUAGAGGAAAACAUCAAUCACGACACCGGAAAAGUCAUCCUAAACCUAAGCCGAAAUAUGCAUGGGAACACCCGUAUCUCAGAAAGACUGGACGCCCAUAGAAAGGUGCCAUUCACCAGGUAUCAUGCUUUUCAUACCCAGAAUGGAUGUGUUAGCCCCGGUACGAGAAUAUGUGAUGCCCAAACGGCUCUUGUCACUACUGGCCUGUGCCAUUCUCCUAUGUGUCUGAAUACGAUUUCGCCCAUGGGUGUAAAUCCACCUAUAAAUCGAUAUUGCCAAAGCAUCCAAGGAAGAGAUGCUCGAGGAAUGAAAUAUGAAAAUAGGAGCAAAUUGCUUGGCAAUCAAAAUAGCUCCACCCCGGAUACCCUCGCACCUGCAACGCAAUUUUUCCGUUAUAUUGUUCGUGAGCGUCAUACUCUCAAUUUCCUACGCCUUGCAGCUGUCCAAUUCCUUACCAUGACAUUACACUGCCUCAGAGUCACCAUGCAUUUGUGCGAUUGCUGUCAUAAGUUUUCAAAAACGGGCGUCCUUCCGCGUGCGCCUCGAAAUGUCAACGAUGCCGGAAUAUUGGUCAUAGACAUUGGGCGAGCAUGCGUUUACUUUGCUAUAAUGAUUGUUGUGUGCACACUUUUGGCAAAAGGAUUGGGUUUUCUGGCCACAGUUGCUUCAUGGUUAGCUUGGCCUCUAAAGAUUUUGGGUUUCGUGUAA